CUCAGUACUCAACGAAGCUUCAAUAAUGGCACAUCGUGAAAUAUUAAAAGUGAUUGAGAAGUUUGAACUAGACAAGUUAAUCCAUGAACACAUUAAGAAAACUGGCACCGAUGAGUCUUUUUUCAUUGUAAAUGUUGGUGAUAUAGUUGAGAAAUUCAUUCUGUGGUAUGAUUUGAUGCCAAGAGUCGACCCGGAUUAUGCUUUUAAAUGUAACAAUCAUCCGUUUGUUGUUGGAACUUUGGCAGCUUUGGGGGCUGGGUAUGAUUGUGCCAGCCGUGGUGAGAUUGAGAAGGUACUUGAAAUGGGAGUUGGCCCAGAAAAAAUUGUUUUUGCUCAAACCGUUAAACCAGUCAGUCAUAUAAAUUACGCAAAAGACAGAAAUGUUCGCCUGAUGACGUUCGACAACGAAGAUGAACUUUACAAGGUCAAGAAACAUUUUUCUGAUGCUGAACUUUUAAUUCGUCUUCGUUUCGAUCCUAAAAGUACAAACAAGAUUUCCUUCGGUGAAAAAUUUGGUUGCAUGCCAGGCGAAGCAAGUGAAUUCCUGUUAAGAAAGGCUACAGAACUCAAGUUGAAUGUCAAGGGCGUAGCUUUUCACAUCGGCGUGGGUUGUUUAGAAUACGAGAUUUUCAUUAAAGCAAUUAAAGAUUCAGCAGCUGCUUUUAAAUAUGGAAAUUCACUGGGCUUAAAAAUGGAUCUUUUGGACAUUGGAGGCGGAUAUCCGGGAAAAGAAACCGAAACGAUUACAGGAGUUUCUAAAGCUGUUAACGAGAGUUUCAGGAAAUAUUUUGAUGGUGCUCCACUUAAAAUAAUUUCUGAGCCUGGAACUUAUUUUACGGAGAAAUCUUUCACACUCGUGGCAAAUGUUCAUUCAAGGAAUGUGAAAAUCGAUGAGAAUGGUGAUGAGAUUUUUCAUUAUUACAUCACUGAUGGUAUUUACCAGAGUUUCAACAUGAAUUCAUUACAUGGAGUUGACAUUGAUGUAAGAACAUUGAAGGAAACUCCCAAGGAGACGCCAUUGAAGAAAAGCAUCAUUUGGGGACGUGCUUGUGACCCGCACGAUAUCGUCUUGAAAGAUAUUCUUUUACCCGAACUGCAAUGUGGUGAAUGGUUGAUUUUUGAAAAUUCUGGAUCCUACAGAAUCAGCACAAGUACAUUUUUCAACGGUUUUCCAAACCAUCCAGUUUAUGGUUUCAUAGAGAAGAAAAUUUGGGAGACAUUCAAUAAGAUGAGAGUUCCACAUAUCAAGCUAAUGUACGAUGUCCACGAAUGAAGGCUGGGUUGAGAAUCAAGAACUCCAACAAAUAAUUUAAUUACAUAAUCUUGCGUAAUAAAAUUUACUUUGAGCUUCAAUAAACAUAACUUUGAAGAUUUUACAGAUAAAG
Clunio marinus is the source of this 1385-nucleotide messenger RNA. Lineage: Eukaryota; Metazoa; Arthropoda; Insecta; Diptera; Chironomidae. The record is from the annotation of a GenBank genome assembly.